Messenger RNA from Protopolystoma xenopodis, 372 nucleotides. The record is from the annotation of a GenBank genome assembly. Lineage: Eukaryota; Metazoa; Platyhelminthes; Monogenea; Polystomatidea; Polystomatidae.
UUCCAAGCACGAGUAGGACAUGAAUUGCUGUACCUAAGCGCAGUCUGUCGCUCCAGCGUGGCCAAUAGAUUAAACGAGGACGGUCAAUUGACCGUCUCGAGCAUAGACAGACCGAGUGGGUUGGGCCAUCGUCGUAGCGAUGCGACAAGUCAUAAAUUACCCAACUCGACUGUGACCGUGUGGCCAAAUAACGACCCCUCCGUCCCAGAGACCGCAGUGCAUGCCGAGUCGUCAUGCCUAGUCCUGGUUGCUGUCCUCCUGCAGACCGCUCUCGAGUGGAGUCUUUCUGCCAUGCCGGGCAGUCUAGCCUGUUUGCUCACUCUUUCACUCGGCAACAACGCCUGGCAACUCGAUCACACCGGAUCGGAUUAG